CUUUCAAGCAUUUAUUUCAGGGAUUCCAAGCCAUCUCGUCAUACAACAUGCGUUCGUUCAUUAUCAUCCCAUUUCUUUCCUCUGCUGCUCUUGCGGCAUUCAACACCAGAAUCUGUGAUGGUGCAGGAGGAUGUGUCGGUACUACUUGGUCCGUCGGGGAUCCUUUCCGCUGCCCUGAUGAGACUCGAUUGAAUGUCCAGCAAACCGCCGGCAACAGCAUUGAUACUGGGAACGGCUCAUACGAGAUUAUAACCAAGGAGGAGUUUCCCAGCUCAUGCCUGAGAGGUGUGAAGCCCGCCGACACCGAUACUCUUGUCCUCCACCAUACAGAGUUUGGACAGAAGAUGUACGUCUUUCUGGCCGAGACGUGCACGGAAACCAACCCGAUCGCCGAUUGUUACAGUGCCAACCCUAACCCAUCAACAACUACUAUCUGUCAGUUGGUUGACACUACCGGAAAGAAUUGUGAGAUGAAUCCCCUUGCCGGUGAAUGUGAAAGGUGGGGAACCUCAGCUGGGCGUGAGCACUGCGCGGGGUGGACCCCAGAUCAGGUUGAGGAACCCUCUGAAUCAUAGGCUCCACGUGGGUUAAGAUUUAUCUACGAAGCUUGCGACUCUUGAAUUAAGUUUUCUGUUGUAGGAUAACGCAACCGCCAUGCUAU
Messenger RNA from Boeremia exigua, 661 nucleotides. RefSeq lists its product as uncharacterized. Lineage: Eukaryota; Fungi; Ascomycota; Dothideomycetes; Pleosporales; Didymellaceae. The transcript is spliced from 3 exons. The coding region runs from base 48 to 575 and encodes 175 amino acids. The record is from RefSeq and is a predicted model, not a curated record.